Molecule: messenger RNA, 1152 nt
Organism: Oenanthe melanoleuca
Lineage: Eukaryota; Metazoa; Chordata; Aves; Passeriformes; Muscicapidae
Gene: CSRP2
Product: cysteine and glycine rich protein 2
Exons: 6
Coding region: 337-921 (194 amino acids)
Biological process (GO): sarcomere organization; muscle tissue development
Cellular component (GO): cytoplasm; Z disc; nucleus
Molecular function (GO): structural constituent of muscle; actinin binding
Source: RefSeq, a predicted model, not a curated record
GCGGUGAGCCGAGCCGAGGUGAGUGCCCGGCAGGGUGGGCCGGGCCGGCCGGGCAGGGGUCGGGGUGGCGGGCGGCACAACGCGAGCCGUGCCGCUGUGGGGGCCGUGCUCACCCGCCCCAGUGAUGGAGCUGCCACGCACCGGGCUUCCCCGAGAAAGCCGUCUAGGAUAACCGGACAGCCUGGAAUUCUGUGUGUCUGUCUCUCGGAUUAGAGCUGCUGUUAACAAACGGGUCGGGAAGGACUUGGCGGCUUGUCCCGUGGGUGACGUGCUGGGUACAAGCAGCUGCCACCCAGCCGCAGCCGAAGCCAGGAUUGUCGGUGCUGGCGAACUACCAUGCCGAACUGGGGAGGUGGCAACAAAUGCGGCGCCUGUGGCCGCACCGUCUACCAUGCUGAGGAGGUGCAGUGCGACGGGAGGAGCUUCCACCGCUGCUGCUUCCUCUGCAUGGUCUGCCGGAAAAACUUGGACAGCACAACUGUAGCAAUCCAUGAUGCUGAAGUUUAUUGCAAAUCUUGCUAUGGGAAAAAGUAUGGCCCAAAAGGUUAUGGAUAUGGCCAAGGGGCAGGCACGCUGAACAUGGACAGGGGAGAGAGACUAGGCAUCAAGCCUGAGAGCACGCCUUCUCCUCACCGGCCCACCACAAAUCCAAACCCUUCCAAGUUCGCUCAGAAGUUUGGAGGGACAGAGAAAUGCUCUAGGUGUGGAGAUUCUGUUUAUGCAGCAGAGAAAGUAAUAGGAGCUGGAAAGCCAUGGCACAAGAACUGCUUUCGAUGUGCCAAGUGUGGAAAAAGCCUAGAAUCUACAACCCUAACUGAAAAAGAAGGAGAAAUCUAUUGUAAAGGUUGUUACGCGAAGAACUUUGGCCCCAAGGGAUUUGGGUAUGGCCAGGGUGCAGGUGCCCUGGUUCAUGCCCAGUGAGGGGCUAAAAAUGCCUUCCAGCUCUGCUGCGAUCCUGCUAGAAGGAACAAGAGAGCUUUCUAAAUGUUACUAACUACUGUGAAACAGAUACUAGUUACUGUAGUGUAUGUUCAGCCCAUGAUUUUAAAAACAAACACACGCUGCUUUUUUCUUUGCCUUGUGUAUCACACUGUACCACUUAUAAUAUUGAGUAUCAAUUCAAUAAAGCUUUGCUUGUUGAUAUAGCCUAAA